Molecule: messenger RNA, 2357 nt
Organism: Cariama cristata (Red-legged seriema)
Lineage: Eukaryota; Metazoa; Chordata; Aves; Cariamiformes; Cariamidae
Gene: CASD1
Product: CAS1 domain containing 1
Exons: 17
Coding region: 76-2265 (729 amino acids)
Cellular component (GO): Golgi membrane
Molecular function (GO): N-acetylneuraminate 9-O-acetyltransferase activity
Source: RefSeq, a predicted model, not a curated record
GGUGGUGAUACGUGUGAGUAUCUUCUGUCCAGUGGGAGAUUUCUUGGAGGAAAAGUAUGGCAACCCCACAGUUGUAUGAUGCAUAAGUAUAAAAACAGUGAAGCAAAAAAUUGCCUCAUAGACAAACAUAUUGUGUUUAUAGGAGAUUCUAGAAUUCGACAGCUGUUCUAUUCAUUUAUAAAACUCAUAAAUCCUCAAGUCAAAGAAGAAGGAAAUAAGCAUGGAAAUAUCCCAUUUGAAGAUAAAUCUGCUUCAAUUAAAGUGGAUUUCCUGUGGUAUCCAGAAGUUAACAGCUCUAUGAGGCAACGUAUCAAAUCUUGGACUGAGGGUUCUGUGGCAAAACCUCAUAUAAUUGUAGCAGGAGCUGCCACGUGGUCUAUCAAGAUUCACAAUGGCAGCAACGAAGCCCUCGCACAAUAUAAAAUCAAUAUCACCUCAAUUGCACCUCUUUUGGAGAAAUUAGCAAAAAGUAGUGAUGUUUACUGGGUCUUACAAGAUCCUGUUUAUGAAGAUAUGCUGAGUGAAAGUCGGAAAAUGAUCACUAAUGAGAAAAUAGAUGCUUAUAACGAAGCAGCUGUUCGUAUUCUGAACAGCAGCUCCCGCAAUUCCAAAGCUAAAGUUAAAGUGUUCAGUGUAUCAAAACUGAUAGCACAAGAAACUAUCGUGAAGUCUGCAGAUGGCCUGCAUCUCCCUGAAUCAAGCAGAGAUACAAACGCGAUGAUUCUUAUGAAUGUCUACUGCAAUAAGAUAAUGAAGCCCAUUGAUGGCUCCUGCUGCCAGCCUCAGCCUCCUCUUACUCUGAUACAGAAGUUAGCUUUCUGUUUCUUUACUUUGUCCAUUAUUGGAUAUUUAAUUAUCAAUUUAAUUCAUCGGAAUAAUUAUCGGAAGAACAAACCGUGCACUGAUUUGGAAGGUGGAGAGGAGAAGAAACCUGCCAUCAGCACUCCUAAUGUUUCUACUUUAGAGAUGCUCUUACACUCCUUCUGCAAACUUGGUCUAAUCAUGACCUAUUUUUAUCUAUGUGACAGAGCAAAUCUUUUCAUGAAGGAAAAUAAAUUUUAUACGCAUUCAUCUUUCUUCAUACCAAUUGUCUAUAUCUUGGUUUUGGGGGUAUUUUAUACCGAAAAUACCAAAGAGACUAAAGUGUUAAAUAGAGAACAGACUGAUGAAUGGAAGGGCUGGAUGCAACUUGUUAUUUUGAUUUAUCAUAUCUCUGGAGCAAGCACUUUUUUGCCUGUGUACAUGCACAUUCGAGUUCUGGUUGCUGCAUAUCUGUUCCAAACAGGUUAUGGGCACUUCUCAUAUUUUUGGAUAAAAGGGGACUUUGGUGUAUACAGAGUGUGUCAGGUUUUAUUUCGUCUCAAUUUCUUGGUUGUGGUACUGUGCAUAGUGAUGGACCGACCUUACCAGUUCUACUACUUUGUGCCGUUAGUCACUGUCUGGUUUAUGAUCAUUUAUGCCACCUUAGCUAUGUGGCCUCAGAUAGUUCAGAAGAAAACAAAUGGGAACUGCUUAUGGCACUUUGGUUUACUGCUGAAACUGAUUUGCUUACUGACAUGCAUAUAUUUUCUGUCAUAUUCUCAGGGCGCAUUUGAGAAGAUAUUUUCUUUCUGGCCACUGUCCAAGUGUUUUGAACUGAAUGGGAAUGUCUAUGAAUGGUGGUUUAGGUGGAAGUUGGAUCGCUAUGUAGUUUUUCAUGGGAUGCUGUUUGCUUUUAUUUAUCUGGCAUUGCAGAAACAUCAGAUGAUAUCAGAAGGAAAGGGAGAUCCUCUUUUCUCCAACAGAGUUUCAAAUGUGUUAUUAUUUAUUUCAGUUGUUUCCUUUUUGACCUACUCUGUUUGGGCUAGUAGCUGUAAAAACAAGACAGAGUGCAAUGAACUACAUCCUUCUGUUUCUGUGGUGCAGAUUUUAGCUUUCAUCCUUAUCAGGAACAUUCCUGGAUAUGUCCGAUCUGUGUAUAGCUCAUUCUUUGCCUGGUUUGGCAAAAUUUCUCUAGAGCUUUUCAUUUGCCAGUACCAUAUUUGGCUGGCAGCAGACACAAAGGGGAUCUUGGUGCUCAUUCCUGGAUAUCCGAUGUUUAAUGUUCUUGUCAGCACUUUUAUAUUUGUGUGUGUGGCACAUGAAAUUUCUCAGAUCACUAAUGAUCUAGCACAGAUUGUGGUUCCUAAAGAUAACUCAACCCUGCUGAAAAGGUUGCUAUGCAUAGCUGGAUUUUUUUCUGGACUACUCAUCUUCUCAGCAAUGCAAGAUCAGUCAAGGCAUUAACUUGAAAAGAUUCUUUGAAAUUUUCUUCGGGUUUACCUUGUGGCUGCCUGGAGGUACAAGAAGACAUUUAAAUUAAGUGUGUGGAAAAUGUA